Messenger RNA from Tyto alba (common barn owl), 1232 nucleotides. RefSeq names its product formin-like protein 18. Bases 93 to 650 code for a protein of 185 amino acids. NCBI's taxonomy places the organism in Eukaryota, Metazoa, Chordata, Aves, Strigiformes, Tytonidae. The transcript has 4 exons. The record is from RefSeq and is a predicted model, not a curated record.
CUGACGUCACGGUGGGCGGGGCCCUGCCCGGAGCGGGGAGCGCGGCGCGCGCUGCCAGACCGAGCCGGUGCCGGCGCCGAUCGCAGCGGUUCAUGCGGCUGCAAGCCCCCCGGGCGCGAUGGCCAGACCGCUGCGGGAAGGGAGCCUCGGCGAGCCUGCAGCCCCCCUGCCUGCACAUCCUGCCUGCGGGGGUGGGGGGGGGGGGGCCGCUGGUCCUGCGUGGGGACCCCCCCCCCCCACCCGCACCCCACCGCCACCCCCGCUUGAGCUGCGCUUGCCCCGGGGCCGCUCCCCCCACCCCCCACUUCAGCCUCUAUCGCUGCGGGACACGGGGGCCCCCCGCCGCCACCCCCCACGGCGAGUUUCACCCCACGGAGGACGGGGACCACGAGGGACCCCCCCAAAGUGGGGGGAGCCGGGGGGGGCCUGUCCCCAACGGUCACCUUCCGGGGGGGGCCCCCGGCCCGGAGCAGGAGCUGGGCGCCCGCUUGCGCCGCUUGGGCGACGCCUUCCAGCAGACCUACGAGCAGCAGCAGCAGCGGGGCGGCGUCGCCGUGGUUUGGGGUCACCUCUACCGCCUGGUCUCGCAGUUGCUGGGAGCCGUCUACAACCUGCAGGCAGCUGCCUUGCCCGCGCGGGAAGGCAACUAGCCCCACCCCACUCGUGACCCCUCCCCACGCACCCCCCACACACACACCUUUAUACACCCCCCAAACCCCCCCCCCCCUCUCUGCACACGCCACAGUGGGGGGGGGUUCCCUGUGCCCCCUCAAACCUGCCCAGGAGCGUCAUUGCUGCACACACACACCACCCCCCCCCUCCAAUUUCUAUUUAUUUAAUUUAUUGUUGGGGUUAUUUUGGGGGGGGGGGGGGGGGGAGGGGGUGGGGAGGAGGGGCGGCAUGGGGAGCCCACGGAAGGCAGGGGCACCCCCACGCCCCCCCCACAACGGUGCUCCUGUGGUCACAGCUCCCCCCCCACUCAGGUUUCCCCCGGGGGGGGGGGAGAGGGUGCACGUGGCCGUAGUGCUGUGUAUAUAUUGUAUGUUGGAGCUGUAUAUAGGGGAGGGGGGGGCUGUACAUUUUAUAUAGGGGAGGGGGUGGGCUGUACAUUAUAUAUAGGGGAGGCAAUGUAUAUAGGGGGCGGGGGGGCUGUAUAUAGGGGGAGACAGCAGUUGUAUAUGAUCGGUUACUUUUUUUGUACGUUUCUUUUCAAUAAAAUGAAUUGAAGGAGA